CACCUUUGGACCUGCAAACAGAGACGCCACGUCGGACUGAAGAGCUGCUGCAUCGCCGCCAUGGUCUCUGGAGGAGCCGAGGACGCGCCGUGAGGCCAUGGCGCUCGGCCGCGGCUCCAAGAAGUCGAUGUCAUGUGACCGGGGGGCCUCGCCCGCCCCUCCGCCCGACGGGGUAGAAGCUGGCGACCGAGCUGUGGCUCCGCCCCCCAGCAGGGCUCGCUCCUGCAAGUGCGUCCUGGCCUUCCUCGCCGUCGCCAUCGUACUCGCCGCCGCUGCGGCCUCGCUGGCCUGGUACUUCCUGGAGUACAGGGUGUGGGUGGUGGAGCCUCGGCUCCAGCGGCAGUACACGGCCUACCUGUCCAUCCUCAACAAGAACUUCUCUGCAGACCUGUCCUCUCACAGCAGCGCCGCGUUCAGGAGGGAGGCCCAGGAGGUGCAGCUCAUGGUGAAGAAGAUGAUUAUGGGCUCCGCUCUUUCUCGAUACCUCGACCACACCACUGUGUUCGCAUUCGGGCCGGGGAGCCUGGUGGCUCACUUCUGGCUGGUGAUGUCGGUGCCCGGCAGCCGCGUCGGGGGGGUCACCCUGGAGGAGGUGACCCGGAGCCUGGAGGAGGGCCUGAGGCGGUGUGGAGGGUCGGGGGAGGAGGAGACGGUGGUCUGCGGCGGGUACCGCCUCCUCCUCCCGUCGCUGUCCGUGGGAGAAACCGACUCCAGAGUCAUAGAGCUCAUGAAAGCCUCAUUUGACUGCUACAGCUACCAGAAGGUGGCGCCCGGCCGGCGCUCCGCCCUCCGCGGCCCCGACACGCAGCGCUCCUCCUGCAUGUGGCACCUCCAGGCCGGCCCGGGGGCCCAGCUGGAGCUCCACAUGGAGUGGCUGCUGCCGGAGUGCCGGGACCGGCUGGUGGUGUACGACUCCCUCACCCCCUCCGACUCCCGCCUCGUCACCUCGGUCUACGGCUGCAGCCGCCACGAGCAGCAGGUCAACGUGCUGUCUUCAGGCGAGUGGAUGACGGUGGUGUGGAAGCAGGGUCUGUACAACUACAAGGACCCCUUCUCCCUGUCUGCACAGGCCUGGGACCGUCAGGACUGCGGCUCCACCGUGCAGCUGAAGGCCGUGUCGGGGGUGCAGGGGACACUGAGGACGCCCUUCUUCCCCAGCUACUACCCCCCCGACACCAACUGCACCUGGAGCUUCACCACCCCCGCUGACGGGAUGGGGCUGUCUCUGGAAUUCGAGGGCUACGAGCUGAGCAGAGCCGGCUACAACCAGGCCUGCACCCAGGGGCAGUGGACCAUCCAGAGCCGCAGACUGUGCGGCUCCAGGGGCCUGCAGUCGUACAACGAACGCCUCUCCCUGCUCACCGCGGCGACCACCGUUGUCAUGACGUCCGAGGUGUCGCUCACCGGGCCGGGACUUCAGCUGCGCUACAGAGUGUUUAACCUGUCAGAUCCGUGUCCGGGUCAGUUUCUGUGCUCGGUGAACGGAUUGUGUGUUCCUGCAUGUGAUGGAAUCAAGGACUGUCCCAACGGACUGGACGAGAGGAACUGUGUUUGUGCGGCACAGUACCAGUGUCCAGAGGACAGUCGGUGUGUGGACUACUACAAAGUGUGUGACCAACUCCCAGACUGCCCCGAAGCAACGGACGAGAUGAACUGCACCGAUGGUGUGCGGUGCACAGAUAUGACCUAUGUGUGCGCUGAUGGGACUUGUCUAAAGAAGCCAAACCCGGAGUGCGACUUCGUCUCCGACUGCCCCGACGCCUCGGACGAGAAGCACUGCGACUGCGGCCUGAGGCAGUUCUCCAGCCGCAUAGUGGGAGGGGCCAAUGCCACGGAGGGGGAGUGGCCAUGGCAGGCCAGCCUUCAGGUGCGCGGGACACACAUCUGCGGGGGCGCGUUGAUCUCCAGCCAAUGGGUGGCGUCUGCCGCCCACUGUUUCUAUGACGACCGCCUCCACUCCCCCUCGCUGUGGACCGUCUACCUGGGCAAGCUGCUGCUGAACCCCAGCAGCCCCACGGAGGAGGUGACCCGGGUCCGGCGGAUCCUCCUCCACCCGUACUACGACGACGAGUCCCACGACCACGACCUGGCCCUGCUGCAGCUGGACCGGCCCGCCUCCGCCCUGCUGGCCGGACACGCCCGGCCCGCCUGCCUGCCGCCGCCCGCCCACCAGAUGGAGCCGGGCCUGCUCUGCUGGGUCACCGGCUGGGGGGCCCUGCGGGAGGGGGGCAUUGCCAGCAACGUGCUUCAGAAGGUGGACGUCCGCCUGGUCAGCGAAGAAGCCUGCGUUCGCACCUACGGCCACCUGGUCACUCCCAGAAUGCUUUGCGCCGGCUACCGGAGUGGAGACAAAGAUGCAUGUCAGGGAGACUCCGGCGGCCCCUUGGUGUGCCAGGAGCCGUCGGGCCGCUGGUUCCUCGCCGGCGUGGUGAGCUGGGGAAAAGGCUGCGGGCGCCCGGACCACUACGGCGUCUACACCCGCAUCAUCAGGCUCACCGACUGGAUCAAAGAGGUCAUCGGCAGCCCCUGAGACACUUUGUCUCUACGCGAGUGUCCUCUCAGGCCCGGGUACAGAAGCGUGAUCUUAAGAGUUUAUGUGAACAGGAGGCGGUGUUUUACUCCAAUCAUAAAAGUCAAUCAAUCAACUACAUUAAUGUAGCAUCAUUCAGAAGUUACAUUAUCAGCAGAAAUCAUCAAAUUAUUGUAAAAUUAAAUUAGGUUAGAAAGAAUAGGACUCCUAUGAGAUAGAGAAGUGAUUCAUAAACACUAAUAAUGAAUGUUUGUCUUAACUGAAAAUAAUCAGGAACACUGAAAUUAAAAAUAGAUUAUAUUACAGCCCUGUUUGACAUAAUAAAGCAUAUUUCUGUUGCAUUAAA
This is a messenger RNA of Pungitius pungitius (ninespine stickleback), 2876 nucleotides long. Its product is annotated as transmembrane protease serine 6. Gene Ontology annotation, biological process: proteolysis. The record is from RefSeq and is a predicted model, not a curated record. The coding region runs from base 98 to 2530 and encodes 810 amino acids. Gene Ontology annotation, molecular function: serine-type endopeptidase activity; protein binding. NCBI's taxonomy places the organism in Eukaryota, Metazoa, Chordata, Actinopteri, Perciformes, Gasterosteidae. The transcript has 18 exons.